Opisthocomus hoazin is the source of this 1206-nucleotide messenger RNA. Lineage: Eukaryota; Metazoa; Chordata; Aves; Opisthocomiformes; Opisthocomidae. The record is from RefSeq and is a predicted model, not a curated record.
AUGGAGCACCUAUGGAAAUUUCCACUGCUCCGCCGUCCGGCUCCUGCCAGCUGCCCUCGGAGCAGCCGGGGCGAGCAGGAGCUGCUGCGGGCACACCUUUCUCGAACUCGUGGAAAACCUUCGUCUUGUCUCAAGAGAGCUGCUCUGGAUGGGCUUCUUCCCCGGAGACCAUCCCCUGCGGCUGUCACGCCUUCCCUCGGCGGCGAAGGCGGCGGUGCGUCUCUGGAAGAAGUGCUGGGGACGGCGGGGGUGCUUCGUGAGAGCCUGCUUCCCGGUGCUCUGGCGCAGUAUGAUAGUUGCUUAGAACUGGUGAACAAAAGGCUGCCUUGUGGCCUCGCCCAGAUUGGAGUGUGCUUUCACUCCAUUCCAGAAAGUGAACCACACAACAAAUGUCUGAGAAGAAUAGGCGAAAGGACCACGUCUUUGCUUGCAUGGUUUAGCUCUCCUAGAACUGCGGGGCAGUGGCUCGAUUACUGGUUACGCCAGAGACUGCAGUGGUGGAGAAAGUUUGCAGUAGGCCCGUCUAACUUCACCAGCAGUGACUUUCAGGAUGAGGAAGGAAGAAGAGGAUUUAAUUUACAUUAUAGCUUUCCUUGGGGGAAAGAAACAAUAGAAACAUUGAAGAACCUUGGUGAUACUGAACUGUUACAGAUGUAUCCAGGGGAUAGUUCAAAAUUACUUGGCCGAGAUGGAAGGAAGAAUGUUAUUCCUCAUGUUCUGUCUGUGAGUGGAAAUCUGGACCGAGGAGCAUUAGCGUAUCUCUUUGAUUCUCUACAGCUAGCUGAGAAUCCAUUAACAAAAAAGAAAAAUUCACAGAGAAAGGUACUUAAGCUUCAUCCUUGUUUAGCGCCUCUUAAAGUGGCCUUGGAUGUGGGAAAAGGUACAACAACAGAGCUGAGGCAGGUUUGUCAAGGAUUGUUCAAUGAACUGUCAGAAAAUAGAAUUUCUGUAUGGCCGGGUUAUCUUGAAACUGUGCAGGUAUCUCUGGAACAGCUUUAUACAAAGUACGAUGAGAUGAGUGUUCUCUUCACGGUCUUGAUAACUGAUGGCACUCUAGAGAAUGGAGUGGUCCAGCUGAGAAGCAGAGACACCACAAUGAAGGAAAUGAUGCACAUUUCUAGGCUGAAGGACUUUUUAACCAAGUAUGUAACAUCAGCCAAAAACGCUUGAACUGAAAUUUGUUGAAUAAAAGGACUUUUGUAAACA